Molecule: messenger RNA, 405 nt
Organism: Lottia gigantea (owl limpet)
Lineage: Eukaryota; Metazoa; Mollusca; Gastropoda; Lottiidae
Exons: 1
Molecular function (GO): protein binding
Source: RefSeq, a predicted model, not a curated record
AUGACCUUAGAUAAUGAAUACAAUUUGCUUCUUUCCGCUUUUGAUGUUACUGAUGUGGAAUGCAUUAAAUUUUUAUUAGAAACUGAUAUCGAGAAAGAUUUCAUCGGUUAUUUAGAUCAAAAUAUUCUUCAUUUAGCCGCUGAAACUCGAUUACCAUGGCAUGUUUAUCUAAUUUUAUUGGGAAAAGUUAAAAACAUUAAUCAAAAGAGCAAGUCAGGACACACGCCAUUGAGCAUGGCUGCCGGUGACCUGAAUAUCAAUUUGGUUCAACUUUUAUUAGAUAAGGGAUGUGACGUCAACUCCAUGGAUAAUGAUGGCGGAAGUGCUCUCUUAAAGAUAGUUAGGAGAAAUCAUGUUGACUUGACAAGAGCAAUAUUAAAAGCGGGGGCAAGACCCGAGGUACUA